CGCUACUACACCCAGCCGCUGUGCACGCCGUCCCGCAGCCAGCUCCUCUCGGGCCGCUACCAGAUCCACACAGGUUUACAGCACCAGAUAAUAUGGCCAUGCCAGCCCAGCUGUCUGCCACUGGAUGAGAAACUCCUCCCAGAACUACUUCAAGAAGCGGGAUAUGUUACUCACAUGGUGGGGAAGUGGCAUUUGGGAAUGUACAGAAAAGAAUGCCUUCCAACCCGCAGAGGAUUUGACACUUACUUUGGCUACCUCCUAGGCAGUGAGGAUUAUUAUACUCAUGACCGCUGUGUCCUCAUCAAAGCAAAGAAUGUAACGCGCUGUGCUCUGGACUUCCGAGAUGGAGAAGAAGUUGCAACUGGAUUUAAAAAUGUGUACUCCACAAAUUUAUUCACAGAAAGAGCUAUAGAUCUUAUAGCCAAUCACAAAACUGAGAAGCCCCUCUUUCUCUAUCUUGCCUUUCAGUCUGUGCAUGAACCUCUCGAGGUCCCUGAAGAAUACAUGAAACCAUAUUCUUCCAUAAAAGAUGUAAAGAGGCGCCAUUAUGCAGGAAUGGUGACUCUUAUGGAUGAAGCAGUAGGAAAUCUUACUGAUGCUCUGAAAACAUAUGGUCUUUGGGACAACACAGUUCUUGUUUUCUCUACUGAUAAUGGAGGACAAACUUUAGCAGGGGGGAAUAACUGGCCACUGAGAGGGAGGAAAUGGACCCUCUGGGAAGGAGGAGUGAGAGGUGUAGGCUUUGUUGCAAGUCCUUUGUUGAAACAAACAGGUGUAGAAAGUCAUGAACUCAUCCAUAUCUCUGACUGGCUGCCAACGCUGGUGCACCUUGCUGGAGGACAUACCAAUGGCACUAAGCCCUUGGAUGGCUUUGAUGUUUGGAACACUAUCAGUGAAGGAAGACCUUCUCCCAGAGUGGAACUGCUGCAUAACAUAGACCCCAUGUUUGUGGAUGACUCCCCAUGUCUUGGCAUUGAAAAGAGAACAUCUUUACCACAGAGCAAUUCUCCUUGGGAUGAUACACUUUUCAAUAUAUCCAUACAUGCAGCAAUAAGACAUGGAAAAUGGAAGUUACUAACUGGAUAUCCAGGCUGCAGCCACUGGUUCCCUCCACCGUCUUUGUUCAAUGAGUCACAGAUUCAAUCGUCUGAUCCAUCAACAAAGAGACUUUGGCUGUUUGAUAUUGUUCAUGAUCCUGAAGAGAAAAAUGAUGUGUCUGAAAAAUACCCUCAUGUGGUGGAAAAACUACUCUCACGGCUUCAGUAUUAUCACAAACGUUCAGUACCUGUGUUCUACCCUGAUGAGGAUCCCAACUGUGAUCCAGCAGUGACUGGAGCUUGGGGUCCUUGGGCAUAAUGCACACAGCUUUGCAUUCUGCAAAAAACCCCUGCAGCAGAAUCUGGUUUACAGACUCAGAGUCCUAGUCACAUAUUUUGUACUUUCUCUAAUGAGUUAUUGCUAAUUGUGAUCUUAUUCUUGGAAUAAUUCAUUAUUUCUUAUUUGUGAUAUGUUGGGAAUCUAAUUUCAGUCUUUUCCCGCUCUCAUUCCCAACAAUUAUAUGUGAAAUGUUAGUAAAAUUAUAUAUAUAUUUUUAAAUAUUCUUUGUCUGGAAUAUACUUUUAGUGCAGAAAAUAAACAUCGCCUCCUUCCUUGAAAGAAACUAAAAGUAAUUGAAUUCCUUGUAAGGAAGGCAACAGGGACACCCAAAAUUAAUCAGUCUUGUGGAGUAUACUGAACUCUGGUUUCACGUUUGUCCAGAACACAAAAUCUACUGAAAGCUAUUAUAUAUCUGUAUUGACAUAAAAUUUUUUGCCUUUAACAUGUACUUCCAUCCAGAUAAGGCAAGAAAACCUCACAAAUACAACAUAAUCUCUA
Cyanistes caeruleus (blue tit) is the source of this 1875-nucleotide messenger RNA. RefSeq names its product arylsulfatase B (gene ARSB). Lineage: Eukaryota; Metazoa; Chordata; Aves; Passeriformes; Paridae. Gene Ontology annotation, molecular function: sulfuric ester hydrolase activity. The record is from RefSeq and is a predicted model, not a curated record.